AUGGGUGAGGAGGAGACAAUGCAGCAGCCAGCUGCGAUGGACGGACCGCCAAAUGCAGACACCGCUGGAGCGGAAUCCAAGACCAUCCCAAAAUCAGGCCGCGAAAGGGUUGCCGAGGACGGCAGCCUCACCGUCUACUCGAAGCGAAGCGAGCGAAUCCGUAGGAAGAAGCGUCGCAGCAAGCCUUCGGGCGAGGAUCGCAGCUUUCUUGACCUCCCCUUCGACAUAUUGAUCCAUGUUCUCGGCUUCAUCCGACCCAGUGACGUCUUCCGGCUCUCUCGCACAUGCCAUGCGCUCAACACAUUUCUCCUCCAAGAGCAUCCUGCAUUAUUAGCGCGUACCAUCAUCCAGAGGCGCUACUCCUGCUUGGAGAAAUGCAUACGUCUGCCAGCUCUGCUCUCCGACAUCAGAGACCCGGACCUUCGAGACCUGGUGCAGCACCCAGAGAGGCAGAAGAAGCUCGAGAUCCACAGGCGGCCCUACUAUCAGCAUGUCUCGCCGCCUAACCCGUCACUGGUGUGUACCUGCAUGACAUGCAUCCUGCGGUGGAACCUCCUCUGCCUCGCUGUCGACUUCGCCCACUGGCAAGACAACCUGGACAAGGGCGACCCACUCCCCAUCAUCCCGCGGGGCAAGCAGCCAAGGUGGAACAGCCAACUCUUGAGCUCGCAUGAAGCUGUCGUACUGAAGGCUGUCAAUCCCGCUGUCAAUGGCUGUGCGUCACCCUUAUGGUACGCCGCUAUCCUCGAAGCCCAUCUCGCGUCGACCGUGAGAGCUAUAUCGAGGCACAGUGCCAACAAGGGCAAUAAGCGGCCCCGGUUCCGGAUGACGCUUCAGGACAUGGCGAGUGGGACCGACACUUUCCUGGAGAGGAGCGGGCCGCCGUCGUCGGACUUCCCUUUCCAUAGGGACAACUACUACAUGCUCGAGGCUUACCUUCCGAAUCGAUGCUGGCUGAAGGAGAAAGGCAGGUGGGGUUAUAUGCCUGCCGAACAGCACGACACAGAUUUAGAGCAGAUCAGGAGGUGGGCUUCGUGGUGGACAAAGCCGGCGUCGGCAGAUCGGGUCGUGGUCGUGGGUGACUUGGGUUUGCCGCGUUCCGAGGGCGACAAUCAGUGA
Molecule: messenger RNA, 1119 nt
Organism: Diaporthe amygdali
Lineage: Eukaryota; Fungi; Ascomycota; Sordariomycetes; Diaporthales; Diaporthaceae
Exons: 1
Coding region: 1-1119 (372 amino acids)
Molecular function (GO): protein binding
Source: RefSeq, a predicted model, not a curated record